Messenger RNA from Zingiber officinale, 1496 nucleotides. RefSeq lists its product as uncharacterized. The transcript has 3 exons. Bases 191 to 1309 code for a protein of 372 amino acids. NCBI's taxonomy places the organism in Eukaryota, Viridiplantae, Streptophyta, Magnoliopsida, Zingiberales, Zingiberaceae. The record is from RefSeq and is a predicted model, not a curated record. Gene Ontology annotation, molecular function: protein binding.
CGAGUUACACAUCUAGCUCGGCCAGCGGACGAUGCGUCGCCCACCCGCGGUCUCCUACGGAUGUGGGCGAGAGGAGGCAAAAGGGGCGAGCCAGCUCCGUCAAGGAUCCUGUCUCAAGUGGAGCUCUUUAUGCCUGAAAGAGGCCUAAGGAAAGAAUAGGCCUGAAUAGCUUGAGGACGUUAAAAGGAAGAUGAGUACAAGCAAUAUGGAUGGGAAGUUUGAAAACCCACAAGGAAAUUGUGACAAACAAACCAUGUCAUCAUCUCUGCCAUCACGUGAUCUUCCUGGCCAUAUCGUUGAGCUAAUCCUGAAUCGCUUGAGCUGGCUCGAAGCUCUCAAUGUUGGUAGAGUAUGCAGGACAUGGAAGGCUGCAGUGCAAAAUUACAGCCCUAUGGGAACACAGAGCCCAUGCCUCCUGCACCUCGGGUUGGGGACUGUUCGCUUAUUCAGCACAGUGAAAAAGAGUUGCUCUAUGAUUCGGCAAUUCAACCUGAAUGGGGAGUGUUGUGGUGCAUACAAAAGUUGGUUGGUGUUUAGAGAUCCACCUUCUGAUAAUAUGAGUAUAGUAAAUGUGCUAACUGCAGCUAAUAUCAAGCUUCCACUUCUUCAGAUACAAGGUGACAUUUUUGUUACCCUGUUGUCAUCCCCUGCAACCAGACAUUGUCUUUUGUUGGCUGAGGUGAGAAAUAAGAAAGAGUCUAUCUUUUUUUCUUGCCGUCCUGGGGAUGAUGAAUGGGCUGCAUUGGACAAUCUGUCUGAUGCAUUCUUUCUUCAGUUUUCUGCACUCUCAGAGGAGAAGCUCUAUUUCGCAGAAGAAUCUUUCCUCUUUGUUGUAGACUCAAUACUCCGUGCCAACUCUGAACCUUCAUUGGUUGAUUCAUGGCGCUUCAUGGAUGAAGGGGAAUUAAGUAUGCAUUUGAUAAAGCAUGGUACUGAGAUUUUGGUAGUUCUUGCAUCAAAGGAAGAAAAGAAUGGGCCCAUUAAUAAUUUCUCAGUAUUUCAGCUUAAGCAAGAAGCAUCUAUGGUGAACAUGAAAAACAGGAUCUACCAGAUGCUUCUUCCACAAGUAUCAUUCGUCAAGGUGGAGAGCCUGAGGAACUACGCAAUCUUUUUGGGAAAUGUACAGUCAAUAUGUUUUCCGGUGAAAAAUACAGGAUGCAAAGAGAACUGCAUAUACUUCACUCAACCGUUUGAUGAAAUUGCUUGGCAUAUAUUUGAUUUGGAGAACAAAAGCAUUACUGAUGGUCCUGUUCUCUCGUCGAAGGCCAAUUUUAGGUCUCUUGUCUGGAUAGAACCGGAUGCGGUUUGACGAAAGCCUACAUAUUGAAUUGGGAGGAUUACUUAUGCAGAGUGUUGGAAUGAUUGGACUGGUUGUGAUACCAGAUGGUGACGCUUUUUCUUGCUCUUUGAUUUUCCUUUUGGAAUGUAUUGUGCACAAAUAUUUCUGCAUUGUGUGACCGACUUUUUUGGAAUUAUAUUUUGGCUGUGUUAAGUUA